GAGUUUCACCAUUUGGAGAUGGUGGUAAUGGAGUGGUGAGAGAAGCGCAAGCGCAGAGGUAGUGUAGCUGUUGCAGUGGCUGGUGCAGGACGUGUGUUGUACUCACUCCCGGGUUCCUAACAUUACUUUUGAGGUGGUGAUGGUGGUGAGUGUUGCUGAUGCAGGGGGUGGAGGGGUUGCUCGCACCCCCAGUCUGGCUCAUUAUCCAUCCCAGUAUACUCCCCAGUUUACUGGACCAAACAAGUACCUUCCCAAGGGGGACUAUCCUCCUGGCUACGACAGUGAUUCCAACAGUGACCACAGCAGCAGUGGCCGGGGCAGUGGCGGCAGUGACUUGGGCAGUGAAGUGGACAGGGAGGGUUAUCGUCAGGACAGUGGGAGGUACAGCGCUGACGGGUGUGAGGGGGAGCAGUCGUCCAUCACUACCCUCAACCAAGACCUGCAUAACACUCGUCCUACCUCCAACAUCAAAGACAAGAACAACCAUCCCAGGGAAAGCGCUGCCCACAACCACAGUGGCACCCAAGAACAAAAGGAGCAAAUUAAGGGACACAGGACUGUGGCUAGGAGUGUGCCUGUCACUCACCCUCCCGUUGACGCCCCGCUCUGUGGUCAGUGUGCCAGGAAGGACCUCUCCUUCUUCGACCCUGGGUGUAGCGGCUGCUCAGGGCUCCUGCGCAGAUCCACCACCACCCCGUCACACCUUUUCGCCGUCAUGAGGCAGUGGGUGCCCCAGGUCCAACACAACAUACACCAGCUGAUUGGCCAGGUGCUGACCAUGGGUUGCCACGUGGAUGACAGAGAUGCCCUCACUGACAUGACACUGCUUCACUACGCAGUCAAGGCAGGAAGUAACGGCGUCGGCGACCCCGCCACUGCUCUGCAGGUGGUGAAGCAACUAGUGCUCGAUGGUGCUGAUGUCCACCAGAGAUGCCGGUGGACCCACAUGACGGCCCUGCACUAUGCUGCUUACUUCGAUGUGGCACCCGUACUCGAUCUACUGUUGCAGGACCCCCAAGGAGUGUGUAUCAAUGACGCUUGCCUUGAGUACUCUGGUGGAGCUCCACUGCACAUCGCUGCUGCCAACCUGAGCCUGGCGGCGGUGCGGGUUCUUCUGAAGCAUGGCGCCCUCAUCACCCUCACAGACACUCAGGGACGUACACCAUUCCAGUGUAUCCCGACUCCUGACCAGUAUGAGCUGGUCCCUGAUGUUCAGGAUGUCAUAAGCAACUUGCGUGCUUUGCUCUCCCCCACAUCUUCCCACUUACACUCAGCCUCCCACACCUACACCCACACCAGCAGCAGCAGCAACACCAACACCAACAGCAGCAGCAGCAGUGGCAGCCAGGGGGCAUCGGGCAAGGCGGUGCUUAAAGCGAUGGGGCUCAAGUUAGGUGAUAGAGUUCUCAUUAACGGAAUCAAGACUGGAACACUGAGACAUGGACAGACUUUUAAUAUUAGAGAACUACUGCAAUAUGACUUUUUAGAGAUCCGCAACACGGCCCGCAAGAUAAUGGUGAGCGACCGAGUGUAUGUCGACAUGGGCAUGGGAAGCGGAUCAACACGGGUAGUGACGGGGGUGGUCAGAUACACUGGUGGCGUGCACUUUGCCUCAGGCUUCUGGGUGGGUGUUGAGCUCGAUGUUCCUCGAGGUACCAACGACGGCUCUGUCAACGGCAGCAGAUACUUCAGCUGCAAGGCACACCACGGCAUCUUCGCCUCCCCUUCCAGAAUCAUAAAACUCAGCACUGAACAAGACAUGGAGGGAAGCCAAGACCUGCCCAAUGACUCGUCAGCACUGAGCUUCAGCCGCCACUCCCUCAGUUCAAGUUCCAAUAACACCAUCAACAUGCUCUCUAGUGGUCCUCUUAGCUUGGGUUGCAUGGCUCCCAUGAGUUGCAGUUCCCAUGGCCCCAUAAAUCUAGGUUCCAGUGGUACUAUGGCUGGUGUGGGAGUCAGCUCCAAAAUAAACCUAGACUCAAAUAAUGUAACGACAGUUAAUAUAAAAGACUCUUGUUCGACCUGCUCAUCAUCCCGUCAUCUUCUUGAUACCCAAACUCAGGGGUCACCAAAGAAGACCCAGCUGGUGAAGACAGCCCUUUACCCGACCAACACAACCAUGACUAGCCUUAACAGAUCUUUCUCUGCCCGCUACAUGACAUCGAGACAACGUCAGGAAGAGCUGGAACGUGCUGCAGAGGAUAGGAAGAAGGAACAGACGUGGUGUAACCCGCCACUACUGGCGGCCACACCUAAGUUACAACGCAAGAAGCGAGAGAAUCAACACUGGUUAGAGGUUGGCCACAAUGUUUUCUACAAGAACGAAGUCGGUGAGUUGACUGAUGCUGGGAAUAAACAAGCUAAACAUGAUGAAAGUGAGACGACCGUUGGGACGCUUUGCCUGUGGACAGGUUUCUUCAGUCAAUAUACGGGGAUGCGCAAGCAGAUUUAUACAAGCGUAGUCAGAAGAGAGGGUAGACGUGUGGAGGAGUGGCUAGGAGUAGAGCUUCGAGCAGCCAAGGGACGCCACGAUGGGAUGGUUCGAGGACGCCGAUAUUUCACCUGUCGUCCACGCCAUGGUAUUAUGGUCAAGCCCAACAAGGUCCAUGCCAGGGGCAUCAACGGCGCCUUGCUUGUCAGACCUCAAGAUGAAUUCCAAGACUAGUUGAAUGCAACCAAGUUAAGGCUCGAAGAGUAAAGACAAGCCCCAGCAAAAGCACUCUUGACAUAUCUACCCUGCAGUGGAUCAAGACCUAACACUCUCUCCUCAAUACCCUCUUAAUCAAAUUCCUUUCUUCUCCUUUCAUCCCCACUUCAACUCUGGUAAACUGUAAUAUACAUUUUACCUCCUUUAGAUGUGCAUUUACUUGCACCUUUUCUCGAGUUAAUACUGGAAUAAUCUUUACUGUGAACUUGAAACUUGUACUGAGAAAGGAAACGGUAAGAUCAUAAGGAUUAUUCAGGUUACAGGAAUCUGCAAUGCGUAUACCGACAGCAUGUAAAUACAACACUUUUGUGCAACACUAACACAUUUUAUUAGGAAAUAUUUUGCUCCUGGGAGCUUUGUCGAUUGAACACCGAAGAUCUGAGAUAAUCAGUGUAUAUAGGGGAAGAGACGUUAGGUGCAGGAGGCGUCAAGUAACACGGUAUCAGUCGUUACAAUGUUGCAAGCAAGCACGACAGAUCACUGUUGUGGUGCCACUGAUUAUCAUUGCUGCAGCUUCAUGCGACACAGAGUAUGUGUCAGUCAGGAAAUGCUUCUCACUAUAUAAGUGUAAGCUGAGCAUUUCAGGUCCAUCGUCCACAGUAAAAUGACUUUAACAUAUUGGUCAUCUAUCCUAGGAUAGAACCAACUCUCAGAUCAGUAGCAUAGGCUGCACAUCAACUUUACCCUAGAAGUGGAGAGGAGUUAGUUAUAUUUCCUUCACAGUCUGUAGGAUCUCCAGUCUGUCCUUCCUUGAAGAGAGGUGCUCUUAUAUCAUCUCCAGGUUGUUCCAUUUUAUCAGUGGUUGCAAAAAAGCACAAAUCAUUAUGAAUAUAACAGUUUCAAACAACCCAAUUAAAAAGUACAUUGUCCUUCCAUGUAGGGACGUAGCUAGAAAUGUGGCAAGUGUCCUGCCCAAUUAGGAAGGACAACCCCACACUCAUAGAUGCUUGGGCAGGAGUCUCGGUGGCUGUGAUCAAAUAUGUGAGAAAAAAUUAUAUUUGACAGAGACAAUAAAGAGUUUGUAACAGUGCCUUGGAGAACAUAAAUACGCCUGUAACUGGGUCUACAUGAACAACUCGUGCGUGGUUCACCGUAGUUCACAUGACAUCAGAUGAAGUGGGGAGAAGCCAGGCUCAUACAAGGGUAGACUGAUUUGCGGGAAAGGCGCUGCCUUGAGGCAUUGAUUGCUGUUUCUAACACUAGUACAAAAAAUCUGGUAGUCUCAAUAUUUCAAGUGUGUUAAUCAACCUAUUGCUACCCAGCCAGAACAAUGCAGUCAAGUUAUCUGAUUGAAUAUGUUACUGACCUGACGAAUGCUGCACCUGACUUCUCUCCCUAUACAUAUAUAUUUAUAAUCUCUUAUGCCCUGUAUUAGAUUGAGAAAGCUUCCAGGAGCAAAACAUUUCCUUAUAUGUUGUAAUGUUGGACAAAAAUUAUUCAAGUUAGCUAAAGUAAGAUUAGGCAGAACAAACCUAUAAAUAUGCAGAAUGUUUGCCGGUAUAAAAUAAAAAUUAAAUGUGUUGCAUUCACAUGCAUUCCAAUAUCGUGUUUUGUAAACAUAAAAUAUAAAAUACAAGCAAUAACAAUCACUAUUGUACAAGAUUUUUUUUAUUUUAAUGUAAAUACAUUACGUGCUGUAACUCGUACAUAUUGAUGGUGAUACCACUUACAAUCUUCAUCAACUACACAUUACAAUAUCUCGUGUGUUGACAGGCGUGAAGCUUCAUCUGGGUAUUUUGCUGUUAUCACAAUAUAAACACUGCCACAGAUAAUGUAGCCUUCUAGAUGUCAAGAUUUCUCCAUAGAUGAAAUGGCAUAUUGCCAGUAACUUUAAAAAUAAAGACGUAAAUUGCAGAACAAGCUUUAAUUUGGACAACGUUUUCUUUCUGUGUGUGGAGCUUUAUCAAGUCAUCUUGACUUGAUAAAGCUCUACACAGCGAAACGUUGUCCCUCUUCAAGCUUGUUCUGCAACAUGUCUGUCUUCAGUAUUUCCCCAUAUUAGUUUAUUGUUCUUGCACAUAUGUAUAAAUGUGGUUUUGUUACUAGAUAUAUAAUAGAUUUUUACUUUAUUGCUCCCUUUAUAAUUAAGUUAACUAAAAUAUCUCACCUAGAUUUAGCAUCAGGUACUAUGCUUUAAUUAGUGGUAAAGAGUAGUGGGUUGCAAGCAAGUUCCCAGGUAGCGAGGAUCUUGCGUGAACUUAACCUAGACAACUUCAAGAAAGUUAAUGCAUAAUUCAUAUUUACCUAGUGAUUUUUACGUCUAGUUAAUAUGGGAAAGACCCACGGAGUAGUUGUAUUAUCACUGCAUAUUGUAAAUAAUAACGAUUUGAGUUUAUUGUGCACUUUUAAGUUUAGUGUCGCUUACACGGCUUUCUCUGCUAGACCAGAGAGUGUGUGCUACGUGUGACUGUAUAUAUAAUCAAGUUUUGUCAGGUACUUCAAUAAAAGUAUUGCGACGUGAAUUA
Cherax quadricarinatus is the source of this 5172-nucleotide messenger RNA. Lineage: Eukaryota; Metazoa; Arthropoda; Malacostraca; Decapoda; Parastacidae. The record is from RefSeq and is a predicted model, not a curated record.